Coniophora puteana RWD-64-598 SS2 is the source of this 1164-nucleotide messenger RNA. RefSeq lists its product as uncharacterized. NCBI's taxonomy places the organism in Eukaryota, Fungi, Basidiomycota, Agaricomycetes, Boletales, Coniophoraceae. The transcript is spliced from 6 exons. The record is from RefSeq and is a predicted model, not a curated record. The coding region runs from base 1 to 1164 and encodes 387 amino acids.
AUGCCGAGGGCGGCACUCUACAAGACGCUCUUGUAUCUGACGAACUCUCAAACCGUUCGCCAUGUGCAGCCUGGCCCUCUCAUUGGUAAUUCUACAAAGCGGAUGAACAAUGGGACACGGGUCUAUAUGCGUGACUACUACAACAAUGCUGCCAGCCGUGCUGGGGCCCCCGUCACAUUCCGUUUAUCCUUGCAGACUAAUGCUGCCACAGAUGCCAUCCUGUUGACUGACUACGCCUUCUUUUAUCAGCAUGCACUUCUCAAUGGCCGACGCAUCAUACCCAUCUCAUCUAGCCGUCGUCAGACAGCAAACUCGGCAAUUGUCAAGGUAAUCGUAACAGAGGGAGCAGCCCCACUUUACGGUGAGGUCCUCGCCAUCUUCUCACACGAGCAACAAGGAGUUCCACCCGAGUUGCAUCACCGCCUCUUCGCUGAGUUUCGCUGGAUGAAGGAGUCUGAGUUCUUGCCUGUCGAGGGUGAUCCAUGGCAUCAGUUAAUGCCGAGGGCGGCACUCUACAAGACGCUCUUGUAUCUGACGAACUCUCAAACCGUUCGCCAUGUGCAGCCUGGCCCUCUCAUUGGUAAUUCUACAAAGCGGAUGAACAAUGGGACACGGGUCUAUAUGCGUGACUACUACAACAAUGCUGCCAGCCGUGCUGGGGCCCCCGUCACAUUCCGUUUAUCCUUGCAGACUAAUGCUGCCACAGAUGCCAUCCUGUUGACUGACUACGCCUUCUUUUAUCAGCAUGCACUUCUCAAUGGCCGACGCAUCAUACCCAUCUCAUCUAGCCGUCGUCAGACAGCAAACUCGGCAAUUGUCAAGGUAAUCGUAACAGAGGGAGCAGCCCCACUUUACGGUGAGGUCCUCGCCAUCUUCUCACACGAGCAACAAGGAGUUCCACCCGAGUUGCAUCACCGCCUCUUCGCUGAGUUUCGCUGGAUGAAGGAGUCUGAGUUCUUGCCUGUCGAGGGUGAUCCAUGGCAUCAGUUCCACGAGCUUGACGUCAACUGCUUUGAGCUAAAUAUAUAUCACCCUGACACCAGCACGCUCCCUUAUGUUCUUCCCUUUGACUGCAUCCGCUGUCAAGUGGCACGCGGAGUCGUUGAGACAACUGACCCUCCAUUGUGGAUUACAACAAGUCUCGAACGGCACCCGAGUCUAUAG